Molecule: messenger RNA, 302 nt
Organism: Musca vetustissima
Lineage: Eukaryota; Metazoa; Arthropoda; Insecta; Diptera; Muscidae
Product: histone H4-like
Exons: 1
Coding region: 18-302 (94 amino acids)
Biological process (GO): nucleosome assembly
Cellular component (GO): nucleosome
Molecular function (GO): protein heterodimerization activity; DNA binding; structural constituent of chromatin
Source: RefSeq, a predicted model, not a curated record
AAAAAAAAAAGUGAAAAAUGACUGGUCGUGGUAAAGGUGGAAAAGGCUUGGGAAAAGGUGGCGCUAAACGUCAUCGCAAAGUGUUACGUGAUAAUAUCCAGGGCAUUACCAAGCCAGCUAUUAGACGUUUGGCUCGUCGUGGUGGUGUAAAACGUAUUUCUGGAUUGAUUUACGAAGAAACUCGUGGUGUUCUGAAAGUGUUCCUGGAAAACGUUAUUCGUGAUGCUGUCACCUACACCGAACACGAGAACAACAAGCAAUGCCAUGACUAUUCACAUCAGUGUUUUCAAUUUCAAAAAUAA